AUGCCAGAAACGGUGUUCGUUAGGCUAAGGCGGCGGGAAAGGCGACACGCGCUUGAGCGGUGGCGUGACCGGUUAGAACAGCCGGAAUACUCACGCAAGCGCGUUGUCGAAGCCAUUCUGGCGCACUUCGAAGCCUGGCUGAAGAGAGAGGAGCGCAUCUCCUUCAGGCUCACUCAGGUGCUGACCGGACAUGGUUGCUUCGGUGAGUACCUGAACAAGAUUGGGCGAGAGGCUACAACAAAUUGCCACCAUUGCGAAAGCAACUUGGAUUCCGCACAGCACACGCUUGAAGAGUGCCCAGCGUGGGCCUCAGAGCGGCGGGUCCUAGUUGCCAGGAUCGGGCGAGACCUGUCUCUGCCAGCAGUAGUUACGGCUAUGCUGGCAGAGACAGAAAACUGGAGGGAAGUUGCCACCUUUUGUGAGACUGUAAUGUCCCAAAAGGAGGCUGCUGAGCGGGAUCGUGAGAGGGCCGAUCCCACACGUCGAAGGCGUCGAGGAAAUAACCGCCGCGGCGCCUAA
Messenger RNA from Spodoptera litura, 519 nucleotides. RefSeq lists its product as uncharacterized. The record is from RefSeq and is a predicted model, not a curated record. Lineage: Eukaryota; Metazoa; Arthropoda; Insecta; Lepidoptera; Noctuidae.